Molecule: messenger RNA, 1941 nt
Organism: Colletotrichum paranaense
Lineage: Eukaryota; Fungi; Ascomycota; Sordariomycetes; Glomerellales; Glomerellaceae
Product: asparagine synthetase
Exons: 5
Coding region: 1-1941 (646 amino acids)
Cellular component (GO): cytosol
Molecular function (GO): asparagine synthase (glutamine-hydrolyzing) activity
Source: RefSeq, a predicted model, not a curated record
AUGGAGUCGCGAGUUUCAGACAACACAACUUGGUGGUUCAUCAACAGUGGGAUACAGGCAAACGUAUUGCUCUUCCCCGGUACCCAGCUGCCCGAAACUUUGAUUCUUCUGUACGAAACUCUGAAUCCCAACGGCGAGGAUGCAACCCAACGUCACUUUGUUGAAGAAAGUUUAGAGAAGACCCGGGAGCGAUACUUCCUGCCAGACUCAGCUCAAAACUUCAUCUCAAGAAUGUGCGGGCUAACAGCCAUCAUCCAAUCCGGCAGUCCACAAAACGAAUCAUCGGAACGAGGCGCCGAUGUGCAAAGUAAACUAACACGAAGCCUAUCUCUCCUUCAGCAUCGAGGGCCAGACGCAGAAGGGACAUGGAUAAACAGCGACGCUACCGUCGGCAUGCUUCAUCUCAGCUCUAUUGACUCAGAUAUUUCGCCAACGGGCCUUCAACCCUUACACAGUGAGGAUGAGAAAAUCCACGUCGUCGUGAACGGCGAGAUUUACGACCACUUCGCUAUCCGCGGCCGCUGUACCACCGAGUUCGAUUACAACUUCUCCGGGAGGAGCGACAGUGAAGUCAUCCUGGCUCUGUACCAACACCACGGAUUUCGCGGGCUCUUUAAGCACCUGCGUGGCGAAUUCGCCUUCGUCUUAUACGGUGAGCGAUCCGGUGAUGUUAUCGCCGCGAGGGACCGUUUCGGCAUCAAGCCUCUUUUCUGGACAUACAGUAGCGAGACGCCGGCCAAACUCUUGAUCGCCUCGGAGAUCAAGGGGUUUCUGCCCAUGGGGUGGGGGCCCGAGUGGGACGUCGAUGCCAUCUGCAGCGGUGCGGCGGUUCUAGGCGAAGGUACGCUGUUCAAGGGAGUGAAGGAGGUGUUGCCGGGGCAUUGGGUGCAGUUCGGUCGAGAUGGGAGCGUGACGCAGCAUCGGUAUUGGGAUGCCGAGUAUGCGGAUAAGACCGUCAAAGAGACACGCAGUAUGGAUGAGAUGGUCGACGGAGUUCGCGAGCGCUUAGUAGAUGCCGUACGCCUCCGCCUCCAAGCCGAUGUCCCCGUCGGCAUCUAUCUUUCAGGUGGUCUCGACUCGUCCAUUGUGGCGGACAUUGCAGAACGCACCGCAGAAUGGCUAGACUUGAAUAUAGUAAAAAAGGUCAUGGACGAGGAAGAACUAGCAAAGCACUUCGCUGACUCCGUCUACCAUACCGAGCACCACCACUUCGACAUGAACAGCGUCGGGAAGUACGCCCUCUCAGAGCUACCUCGCCAGCAAGGGAUCCCCAUCGUGCUGACGGGUGAGGGGGCAGACGAGCACUUUGCAGGGUACCCAUUCCUAGUCUCCGACUUCCUACGUGAGCCCGACGAUGCCUUGCCAUUGACGGAGCUAACGAAGGAUACCGAGCUUCGGGAAGCGCUAAACGAGUCCGCCGCAGCGCAGUUGCGAAGCAUGUACAAAGGGAUGGGCAUGUUUGAUCACUCCCGAACGGAAGAAAGCACCGGCUUCGACUCUCUCGCAGGCUUGGACGUCUUCAUGGUCCAAUGGCGAGGCUUUCCCUCAUCGGACGUGUUUGCCCCCUGGGUGAGAGAAAAACAGAACACACUCAGCGUCUACGAAGCGAUCCUCAACUCCAUUCCCCCAGACGCCCAGGAGAAGGUUCGAACGCGCUGGCACAGCCUCCACUCGGCGCUGGUAGUCUUCCUAAAGACCUCCAUGGCGAACAUGGUCUUGACCUGUCUGGGCGACAGGUCGGAGAUGGCGUAUAGUAUCGAGGCGCGUCUCCCAUUCCUGGACCACGAGUUGGCGGAGUACGUCAAUGGGCUUCCGCCGAGCGUCAAGAUGAGCUAUAGUAAGCCCGAGGAUUCCAUAGGAACCAACAACGACGAGAAAGAGAAGAGAAAGAAAGUAGCGCCUCGGAGCUUCUUCUGGGAGAACAUGGCCGCUGUCCGAUGA